GCAGCAAGAAACCGCAAGGACAGGAUGGCAAAGCUCCCCACUACACACAGAAACCUUCCAUCAAACAGCAGCAGAAUCUGCUUUUGAUGACCUGCGUCCUGGAAGCUAAGCCAGCUCCCCAGAUCCGUUGGUUUAAAGGCACAACUGAGGUGACACCUGGAGGGAGAAUCUCCAUAAGCUUGAAGCCAGAGAGUGGGGAUGUGUAUACAGCAGUGUUACAAAUUCAGACUCCAGCAGCGGAAGAUGGUGGAAUAUACAAAUGCGUUGCUACUAAUGAAUUUGGUGAAUCCAGUGCUAAUAUCACACUUAACUUCCAAGCGGAUCUAAAACAAGCUAAAGCUGGAGGAGUUGCGCCCACAUUCAAAGAAAAGCCUAAAAUCAUCCAAGAUCCAUCGGGCAAGAACAUCAACAUCGAGUGCCACUGCACCGCCAGUCCGAAGCCUACUAUCACGUGGUACAAAGGAGCUUCUGUCCUUGCAGCUAGUUCUAGAGUUGUCCCAACUGUCACAGAAAAUGGCAACGAGUGCGUGCUAAAGCUGGAGAUUCUGAAUUUCACAAAAGAAGAUGGCGGUCAGUACAAGGUGACAGCAAAAAAUGAUGCAGGGGAGGGGAAUGCAAAUAUCACCAUCAAUUUAGAAGG
Candidula unifasciata is the source of this 640-nucleotide messenger RNA. Lineage: Eukaryota; Metazoa; Mollusca; Gastropoda; Stylommatophora; Geomitridae. The record is from the annotation of a GenBank genome assembly.